UCGCUGCUAUCUGAAUCGGCAAUAAGGGUCGAAGCCAGCACCUUGUUCACAUCUCCAGGUUUGAGAGCUAUGGAUAAUGAAAAGAAAGAAUCAACAAGUUUCAGUAAGGGAUUACUGCAGACUGAAGAACUUUAUCAGUAUAUCCUAGGGACUAGUGUGUAUCCCCGUGAAUCAGAGCACUUGAAAGAGCUAAGGGAUAUCACUGCUACCCACCCAAGGGCUGUAAUGGCUACUGCACCUGAUGCAGGGCAGCUAAUUGCCUUGCUCUUGAAGCUAAUAAAUGCAAAAAGGACAAUUGAAGUUGGAGUUUUCACUGGAUACUCUCUUCUUCUUACUGCUCUUACAAUUCCUGAGGAUGGCAAGAUUGUAGCCAUAGAUAUGAAUCGAGAGGCAUAUGAGAUAGGGUUACCAAUUAUCAGAAGAGCUGGUGUUGAUAACAAAAUUGACUUCAUAGAGUCUGAAGCUUUGCCUGUCCUUGAUCAGCUUCUUGAAGAUCCUGGAAAUGAAAACGGCUUUGACUUUGCUUUUAUUGAUGCUGACAAGAUCAAUUACUGGAACUACCAUGAGAGAUUGAUGAAAUUGGUGAAGGUAGGUGGGAUUGUUGUAUAUGAUAACACACUGUGGGGAGGAACAGUUGCAUUGUCUGAAGAGAGCACUCCAGAGGCAAUGAGAGAGGGCAGGCAGAGAACACUGGAGGUUAACAAAUUACUUGCAGCUGAUUCUCGUGUCCAAAUUUCACUUGCACCACUGGGUGAUGGUAUCACAAUUUGUAGGCGUAUUCUCUGAAUUCUUGAAGUUAUAAAUUGUUAUGCUCGACAAAGCUAUGCCAUUGCACUUGUUUAUAGUUCUUCUCAGCCUCAGAAGUAUCAGUUUCAGUUUCAAUGACUGCUGUAUCAGUGACUCUUCAACCAAUGAAUGUUCAUAUUCUUCAAAGUUAAUCAUCAUUGUUUAAUUCUGCUUAAUUCUUGUAUUAUUUUUGAUAAUAUAUAUUCACUGCAUUGUUUUGA
Messenger RNA from Theobroma umbraticum, 1007 nucleotides. Its product is annotated as putative caffeoyl-CoA O-methyltransferase At4g26220. The record is from RefSeq and is a predicted model, not a curated record. NCBI's taxonomy places the organism in Eukaryota, Viridiplantae, Streptophyta, Magnoliopsida, Malvales, Malvaceae. Gene Ontology annotation, molecular function: S-adenosylmethionine-dependent methyltransferase activity; O-methyltransferase activity.